CAUGUUUUUAAUAAUUUUUAUCUGACCACUAAAUAUAUUACGCGUUAUUAUACACUCGAAUCCAAAUUAUUUCAUUGUGUAUCACUGACUUAUUUUAUUGUGUAUAUAACACACGCAUAUGCAUAUCCAGACCUGAACUCAUAUAGCAAACUAGAAAAGCCUGUAAAUCACAAAAAGUACACAAUUCUAUUUAUUUAUUUAUUUUGAAAAUUUAGACCUUAUCCAAAAUGAAACUAGACGUGGAAGCCCAGGAGACAAGUAUUGUUUUGCCGCUGUUGGCCGGCGGCGGAUACGGCGGCCGGCCUCUUCCGGCGGACGAAAACGGCCACCAUCACUCGACGUCUUUCUUCAAGACAUGCUUCAAUGGCCUCAAUGCUUUAUCAGGUGUUGGCAUACUCUCCAUGCCGUAUGCCGUGUCCUCGUCCGGCUGGUCAAGCCUCAUCUUCUUCUUCCUAAUCGCGGGCUGCACUUUCUACACGGGCCUGUUAAUCAAACGGUGCAUGGACGUGGACCCAGCCAUAAGAAGCUACCCAGACAUCGGAGAACGGGCCUUCGGCCCAAAGGGAAGGACAUUAGUCUCAAUUGCCAUGAACCUCGAGCUGUACUUGGUAGCAACAGGCUUCUUGAUUCUCGAAGGAGACAACUUGCACAACUUAUUCCCCCAAGUGGGCUUCGAGUUUGGUGGGCUUUCGAUUGGCGGGAAGCAAACCUUCAUCCUCAUCGUGGGCCUCAUCUUGAUGCCGGCCGUUUGGUUAGACAACAUGAACAUCCUUUCCUACAUCUCGGCCACUGGGGUUGUGGCCUCUUUUGUGCUCGUGGGCUCGAUUUUGUGGGCCGGAACAUCUGACGAUAUCGGAUUUCACGAGCGUGGCACGGUUAUCAAUGCUAGAGGGAUCCCGACAGCUGUUAGCUUGUACGCCUUUUGUUAUUGCGCGCAUCCUGUUUUCCCGACACUUUAUACUUCGAUGAAGAACCAAAAGAAGUUCUCAAAGGUCUUGGUCGUGUGUUUUCUCGUGUGCACAAUGAGCUAUGCAUCCAUGGCGAUUUUGGGUUACCUAAUGUUCGGCUCGAAAGUGCAAUCUCAAAUAACGUUGAAUCUUCCCACGAACAAAAUUAGCUCGCGAGUGGCUAUCUACACGACACUCGUCAACCCAUUAGCAAAAUAUACCUUAAUGGUGACUCCAAUAGUAAAUGCUCUCGAGACCCGUAUUCUCAACGCGAGCCGGAGUAAAGGAUUGAGCGCGUCGAUUAGGUCCGGAUUGGUAUUCAGCACGAUUGUUGUAGCCGUAGCAAUCCCGUUUUUCGAGGAUCUCAUGUCGCUUGUUGGCGCGUUUUUGAGCGUUACGGCUUCGAUUAUUUUGCCGUGCUUGUGCUUCUUGAAGAUUAUGAGUGACUACCAAAGGCCUAGGCUUGAAUCAGCUGGCAUAUGGGGCAUUGUGUUGAUGGGCAUUGUUGUUCUUGUUGUUGGGACCUUUACAGCUCUGCAAGAGAUUUACAACCAUUUAGUUAUAUAGGAUAGAGUAGUGUAGUUGUAAAGAAAAAUGCAAUCUUGAAUUUGUUUUAGCAAGAAUUGUGUGGUAGAACUGUAGAGAAGACAGUGAUAUUCAUUUACCGAUCGGUUUUAGCGAAGAACCCACUCACGCGUUGCGUUGCGUGCAAAUUUUACAGCUCCCGAGCAACACCGAUCAUAGACUACUCACUCAUUCAAGAUCGAAAGUUCGAAACUCAACCUAGCAAAAGGAUAUGAAAUAUAA
This is a messenger RNA of Striga asiatica, 1754 nucleotides long. Lineage: Eukaryota; Viridiplantae; Streptophyta; Magnoliopsida; Lamiales; Orobanchaceae. The record is from the annotation of a GenBank genome assembly.